Molecule: messenger RNA, 2869 nt
Organism: Stegodyphus dumicola
Lineage: Eukaryota; Metazoa; Arthropoda; Arachnida; Araneae; Eresidae
Product: nephrin-like
Biological process (GO): cell-cell adhesion
Cellular component (GO): plasma membrane; cell-cell junction
Molecular function (GO): cell adhesion molecule binding
Source: RefSeq, a predicted model, not a curated record
AAUGGAAAGAUGGACAUUUGGCUCCAACUGGCGCAAGUCUUGAUGCACUAAGUGAUGGUGCUGCAGAACUUCCUAAAUUACUAUUGGUGGUUGUCUCCGUGGUGGGCUCUCUGCUGCUAGCUUUAAACGUUGUCUUGGUUAUAUGUUUCAUCAAAAGACGGAAAAGCAGACAUAGUCAACCUAGGGGAAGCCCCAAGACUCUAACGCAGACUACUACUCCAGAUUCCUUGAUGUACACUCCCAGUAAAUACCAGCAAUCCAUUAAUGGAGAAGCUAUCUGUCAAGUUGAUGAUAAGGAUAGCUAUCAAGAAGAAAUACUCAUGAAAGAACUUUUCGAAGCCAAGAAGCAAGUUAGUGAAUGCAUUCCAGGGUAUCAAACUACAAAAUCAUAUGAUCUUUCCCAAUCCAGGAAAAAAGACAAUUGUCCUGACAUAUUAAAAAAUCGGGGAAUGGAUCACGUGAGCUUACAAUCUGUUCCUCUUAGCACAACCUUGUCAUCAAGUGACGUCAUCACUUCCCUCUCCGACGAUUCUCACUACACUAGGAGGGUCCUGCUCCCAGACGAUCCGACACUGUGCCACACGAGACAGACGGACAGCCCACCGGGUAGUUGUAUCCUGGGAACAGUCGGGAGCCAUCUAGUGUGAUACCUGCAAUAUGCCAUCUUGGCUCAACACUUCUACAGCAUGGGCAAAAGAAGAGUGACCAAAUAUGUCUCCUCAACUCUUCAUCGAAAUAUCGAAAAAGUAUAUUAAAAUAUCGUUAAAGACGAACACUCUUUUCAUAUUUUACAAGAAAAAUGGACAGUUUUCUCACAUCAUCAGUAGAUGUCUUCGCUCUUCCUUUUGGAAAUGUUUCAUAUUUUCUUUAUAUAAAAUAAUUUCUCCUCCGAAUUUAUUUUGCAAGUAGUGCGAUGGAACAUUUGCUCGAAUACCUUCUUAAAGAUUACAGUAAAUUAAAUAAAUAAAUAAUAUUAUUUUGCCUAUCUAUUUCCCACCAAAUGUUAGAUUAAAUUGAUUUAAAAAACAUCGUCUUUUUCCUUUUGUAUAAAACUUUACUUAACUCCCCCCUUUCUGUUAAAUUAAUAAAACAAUUAAAGUGGAUCUAAAAAAUACUGUUCGGAAGUAAGCUUAAAAUUCAGACACUAACAUAAUACAAACUAUAAUUGUAUUUGUAAAUAAAAUGUAAAGCAAUAAAAUUAUGCUGAAAAACCUGCGCAUGAAAACAUAUUUCGAAAGACUUGAAAAUCCGAAAAUUUAUUCUACAUUAAAAAGGGGGAUUUUUUUUACUGUCACCUAAAGCAUUCAUAUUCAGUUCUUUUUAAAAAAACAAAAAUGCAAAAAGAAAUGCUACCAAAAUUCGAAAAAUGAGUGUAACGCUACCUGAGACAUGUGUCGGUUUGAUUUCAGAUUGCUGAAUAUCCGUAGGAUUAAAUAUUCGGGUUAAAUAAAGUGAAUCAAUGCUUUCCUCCUUUGCCCAGUUUUGGAGUCGAUUCAGUUUAGAAAGGAUUCGUUUGGUGCAAUUGCCAGGAAGACGAUUGCCGAAGAGGGAGGACAAUAUGUUCAUGCUACUGAGAUAUUGCUCGUUUCUGGCAUCUGACAUUUUGAAAAUAUUUUGUAGCAUAUCAGUUUACUAAAAUCUACUCUAACAGUUCUGAGAAAACGGUUUGAAAACUUCGAUCACCUUCUGCUUAUAUGUGAACAUGGAGUGACUCAAUAACCAAUCAGCGCUUGCUUCGGAAAAAAAAGUUCAGAUAUAGACGGUACUGCGCUUUUACUUUUAGCCGGUACGUUGUUUGUUUCUACGCCUUUUUGCUGGGUCGAUCUCCCUAGGCCAUUUUCUACUGGAAACGAGACCGCGGCAGUAGUAGAACAAAUACAACCUCUCAACUGCCAAACAAUAGCAGUAACGCUUAGCCAGCAUCUGUAUAUGUAUAUGCUUUUAUCUACUAUUAGUAAAAAAUAACUGGAACCUGAAAAUGAAAUAGAAAUGGAAGGCCUCUAAGAAAGGCGUUUUUGUUUUGAAAGCAUAGAAUUUGGAAAAAUUCUCCAAGUAAAGUCAUUAAAACCGAAUUAAAAGAAAAUCUUUAAACCAAGUGGCCUACAUUCUAAUACUUCUUUGCGCCGAAGUAUUGUUUAAAAACGAACAUAUCAUAUUUAUAGAUCUACUGAAAUUUUAUUCGCUUCAACCUAAAACAUCAUUUUAUCUCUUUUAGGAUCACUUCUUUCUCUUCCUUUCGUUUGGCAUUUCAUUAAAAUGGAUAAUAAAUGGUUCCCUGAGCUUCACUAAAGCAAUCGGAGCAAUAACUUUAGUGAGUUGUGUGUAUGCCUCCAAGAAGCGCAUGGAUUCAAGUAAUGCAAUACAAUUCGGAGUUCGUAGUGUUUAAAAAAAAAAAAAAAAUCUUCGUAAAGUUCGUAGUUUUUCAGUCAUUUAGUGAUAGCUAAUGAUGCUGGCGCCAUCUAUCCAUCAAAGAGGAAAACUUCGUAGUUACCGGUCGUAUAGUGCCGAUUUGCGGAUAUUUUCGAUUGAAGACCGGUUCUUCAAAAGAAAAUCAAUAAUAAUUAAAAGCAUACCGAAAAUGCAAACCUAAAUUCACCGUAUCUUUCCUGCGAGCAUUUAUUCAAAUUAAAAAAUGAUUAAAUAACUCCAAUUAGAACGCAAGACGGAAGUGAAUUCCAAAGAUUAGGAUACGAAUCAUUAUAGGUUUGGUAGGGUUUCUGUAAUUUGGUAGGAUUUCUAUAAUUUAUUUUUUGGUAGGGUUUCUGUAAUUAGCAGCCGAAUGAAUCAGUAAAGGAAAAUUAAUUUAUUGGCAGAUUUUGCUGUGAUGGCACUAUAUACUAAUUAAUGAAGUCAUUGUAAAAAAAAAAAA